Messenger RNA from Dicentrarchus labrax (European seabass), 3994 nucleotides. It is a transcript of the gene stil, whose product is annotated as STIL centriolar assembly protein. The transcript has 16 exons. NCBI's taxonomy places the organism in Eukaryota, Metazoa, Chordata, Actinopteri, Moronidae. Gene Ontology annotation, biological process: smoothened signaling pathway; protein localization to centrosome; centrosome duplication. Bases 423 to 3719 code for a protein of 1098 amino acids. The record is from RefSeq and is a predicted model, not a curated record. Gene Ontology annotation, cellular component: centriole; centrosome.
UGCCCUGUGGGGGCGCUGUUCUAACCCCAACCCUGGCGACACAAGAAGCACCAGAAGAAGACAGGGAACGAAGCGAUUGGUCAGAAUGACACCGGAAGCGCUUGCUAUUGGCUGGUUGAGUUGCCCCGCCAGUGGAGAAGAAGCGGCGCCAUUAUUAAACUGCGUUCAGCGUUUGUUCCCGGCGGACUGUUUGUGGCUGAAUUAGUGUCAGUUAGCUUCAGAGAAACCAAAGUAAAGUCGUUUUCACAAAGUUCGUUACUUCACUGAACGUUCAGUUUAACGGACUUCGUCCGGUACGCGGAGCUAACGGAGCUAACGAAGCUAACAGAGGGAGCUAACGCGGCUAACGUUAGCGGAACUCAGCGCGGUGUUUCCCGCGGUCGGUGGCCGCUCGCAGCUCCACUCUGUCGGCCGCUGCACGGAUGAGCUGCCCGGUGAAGCUCCAGGCGCUGCCGUCCGCAGUGUUUGAGACAGUUUUUACUCCGGACAAUGUGAGAGGAAGAACCUCCAUGAACUCUGUCAGUCCGCUGAGUUUCCCUAAAUCCAGAUCAGCUCUGUGGGAUGGCAGCCCUGCAGGAGAGAGGCUCCGCCUCCAGCUCUGCUCUCACAGGAAGCCUCGGUUGGUGCUGAUGGAGAAAGCUCUGCGAUUGGCUCAGCGUCAGGCCCGUCACAACAACAAGCCCCGCCUCCACUGCUUCUUCCUGGGCUCAGUGUCUGUGGACACAGAUGAGGAGGGGGUCACUGUGACUCUGGACCGGUUCGAUCCGGGUCGGGACCAGGCUGGAGCCUCGGGCCGGGUUCCCUCGGCUCUGCUGCCCGGAGACGUCCUGGUUCCCUGUUUGUUCUCCACGCAGAGCGAGACUGAGGCUGUCGUCCAAUCAGAGGCUGAGAUACAUCACUGCUUCAAGGCGUUGCAGCAGUCGGUGAGCAGCAGACAGACUCUGGAUCUGUCCCAGCUGAUAAAGGUCAGCGGUCGUGUCGUCUGCUCUCAGCAGUCUGACCACGCAGCGUUCGUCCUCAGCUGGUCGUCCGUCUGUCCGUCCGUCAGCAUGGAUGUUCAGCCGGUCCGAGCCGUUCCCAUCAUCCCCACGGCCCUGCUGAGGAGUCUGACCAGCAUCAACCGACCGCCGCCGCACGCCACCUCGGGCCGCCAGAGAGGGUUUCUGACCAUGGAUCAGACCAGAAAACUGCUCCUGCUGCUGGAGUCUGAUCCUAAAGCCUCCAACCUCCCGCUGGUGGGACUCUGGCUGAGUGGAGUCACACACGUCUACAACCCUCAGGUGUGGACCUGGUGUCUGAGGUUCCUGUUCAGCUCCGCCCUCCAGGACAGAGUUUUAUCAGAGAGCCGCUGUUUCCUGCUCGUUCUGUUCGGUUCCACGCACAGAGCUCCCCAGUUCUUCCAGUGUCGAGGACCAGGAUCUGGACCAGGAUCAGGACCAGGAUCUGGACCACAGCUAGACUACCAGCUGCUCACAGCCUCCCAGUGUGUCACACUGUACCAGGUGGUGCCGGUGGAGGGUCAGACUCUGCGCUGUGAGCUGGGUUCAGAGGAUCACAGCAGGCAGAGGGAGGUCUUCAGAGAGGCUCAGACCACCUUCAGCAGCGCCGUCCCCCCGGCUGCCGGUCUGUCCGUCACCGAUCAGGACUCUGGAGUCGAGGAUGAAGACCUGUCUCCAAGACCGUCUCCGAGCCCCCACCCCCCCGCUCAGCAGGCUCGGAGAGUUCAGCCGUCUGUUCCUGAACUUUCUCUGCUGAUCGACGGCAGCUUCACCUCCAACCCUGGCUCCGCCCACAGACCUCCUGCUCCCACCUCCUCCUCCUCCUCGGUUCCCAGACCCACUGCUCCUCCUGCUGCUCCUCCUCACAUCCACAGCACCCCCAACUCCAACCUGCAGCAGCCCUGCGCCUGCUGCCCCACCCACACCUACGACUGCACCUCCAUCUUCUCCUCCCCAGGACUCCACCCUGCUGCUCCUGCUGCUCACUCCCAUCACCACACUCCUCCUCCUCCCUCCAGUCUCCACCCUCCUGCCGCUCACUCCCAUCACCACACUCCUCCUCCUCCUCCCUCCAGUCUCCACCCUGCUGCUCCUGCCGCUCACUCCCAUCACCACACUCCUCCUCCUCCCAGCAACCGUCCAAGUUCUCCUUUUGUUCCUCCUCGCAGUACUCUUCGGUCCUCCCAUCACCACCCUCCCUCCCACAGCUCCUCCUCUCCUCUCCCCAGCCACCAACACACUCCUCCUCCCUCCACUCGUCUCUCUAGUCCACCUCCUCCCUCCACCCUCCUCCCUCCUCCUCCCUGUCCCUACAGCCUCCCUCCUGCUGUUCCGUGGUGUGGUGACUCCCCGUCUCCUCAUCCCUCCCGUCCAGCAGCAGACCCCGUACUUCCCCCCCAGUUCCCCCGUCCCUCCUGUGUGAAUCAGUGCUGCGAUCAGGCGGCAGGAGUCGUAACGACAGACACCUACCAGCUCCUCCUCCAACAGGACCGACAGCUACGCCUCCUGCAGGCUCAGGUGCAGAUGUUGCUGGAAGCUCAGGGGAAACUUCAGUCCUCCAGUCGGCAGGUCGACGCUGAGACACCCAGGAGCACGGCCAGCAUCGCUGUGGGGACAGGUGCGAGUCUGUUCUGGGGGAAUCCUGUUCAGCUCCUCCCACACCAGGAUGUACAAGCUCCUCCCCCCUCCUCACCCACACCUCCCCCCUCGUCCUCUCCCAGCCCCUCCUCCUCCUGCAGACCGCACCCACACGCCGACCUGUCUGUCAUCAGGCCUGGGGACGGAGCUGAGGACAGUGACAUCACAGGACACGAUCCUGCCGUCUCCCCCUCUAGUCACCACAGUGGUCUCCAGAGUCCGGUCCUGGGGGAGAGUGUCAGUAUGUACGCAGCUGCAGACGAGCAGCAGAGCUUCUAUCUCAACCUCAUGAAUCAGCUGACCAGUCGUCUGCAGGAGUCAGACAGCAGACAGGAAGUGGAGGAGGAGUCCAGGAGGAGGAGCCUGUCUGUGGUUCCCGAUCGCUCCCAGUCCUCCCAGUCCUCCCAGUCCUCCAGGAGGAGGAGCUGUGGGGACCCGGUGGUCAGCGCCACCCUGCGACAGCUGCAGCAGCUCGGAGUCCACGUGGACCGAGAGGAUCUGACCGAGUCUGACAGAAGAAUCCAGCAGACUAUAGAGAGCAGCAGCACUCUGGCGAGCAUCAACCCGACGGCGGUUCUGUCCAGACUGAGCGUUUCCGAGCCAACGGCCAGCAUUCUGUUCCCGGGAGGCAGCGUGGAUCUGAGUCUGGAGGCCAACGCCAUCGCCCUGCGCUACCUGAGCGACUCUCAGCUCAGCAGACUGUCUCUGGGAGGCCACGCCCCCAGUCCGGGCCCCGCCUCCUCCAAUGACACCCUCCUGUCGCCUAGCAACAUGUCUCUGGCCACCAGGAAGUACAUGAGGAGGUACGGCCUGAUCGAGGAGGAAGAAGAGGAGGAGGAGGAGGAGGAGGACGCUCACCAGCCACUUACUGAAAAUCAGAGGCUCCUCCCACAGAGUCAGCUGAUCCGGGACCUGCGGCCCAAAAUGCAGCUGUUACCCGGCAACAAACCGAACACAGCCAACAAGGAGAACAGUUCCAGUGGGCGGCCAUCUUUAGUAAGGGCGAGCAGCCGUCAGACGGAGGGAUCCGUGGGAAACAUCCUGGACCUGAGCCGCCUGAGACAGCUGCCCAAACUCUUCUGACACUAAAACCAUCAGACUGAACUCUGAGGGAAGAUUUUAAAAACUGCUAUUUUUUAAAUGGAGUCUGGUUUGGAACCGGUCUGCAGGUCUGAUUCAGGUCCUGGUUGUCAUGGUCAGACUGGUUUUACUUCAGUUUCUCUGUUUCAGGAGUUCAUGAAAUGUGUUUUUGUGUGUUUGAUUGUUUUCGUCACUUCCUGUUUUUAUGUGAAAUGUAAUUUGCAAUUUUUUUAUAUAUAUUUAUAAUUUCACAAAUAAAAUUCUUAAUACUUUUAAAA